AGAGUCGAAUGAUUCUGGAUGCCUUUGCCCAGCAAUGCAGCCGGGUUCUAAGUCUCUUAAAUUGCGGUGGAAAACUACUGGACAACAACCACUCUCAGUCCAUGAUUUCGUGCAUAAAGCAGGAAAACUCAAAUUACAGUGAAAGACAAGAGCAAUGUCAGCUUGGGAAAAUGGUCCAUAGUCAGACAUCAGACAUUUUAGACAUAGAGAUGCAGUAUAUGCAAAAGAAGCAACAAACCUCAGCCUUUCUGAGAGUUUUUACUGAUUCCCUUCAGAACUAUUUGCUUUCUGGGAGCUUCCCUUCUCAGAACACCUCAUCAGUAAAUGAUUUCAGCCAUUUGGCAGAUGUGGAUCCACUUUCAACCUCUCCAGUACACACUUUAGGUGGAUGGACAUCUCCAGCAACGUCUGAAUCUCAUGGUCACCCAUCAUCUUCUACACUUCCAGAGGAGGAAGAGGAGGAAGAGGAAGAAGGUUACUGCCCUCGGUGUCAAGAGCUAGAGCAAGAGGUAAUUUCAUUGCAACAAGAAAAUGAGGAACUUCGUAGAAAAUUGGAGAGCAUUCCAGUGCCCUGCCAGACUGUUUUAGAUUAUUUGAAGACUGUACUUCAGCAUCACAACCAGCUUAUGGUACCACAGCCAACAGACCAUCCGACUGAGGGGAGCAAGCAGUUGCUGAACAACUACCCAGUCUACAUCACUAGUAAACAGUGGGAUGAGGCUGUAAAUUCUUCCAAGAAAGACGGACGACGGCUCCUUCGCUAUCUCAUCAGAUUUGUUUUCACAACCGAUGAGCUUAAGUACUCAUGCGGCCUUGGGAAAAGGAAAAGGUCAGUGCAGUCAGGAGAGACAGGUCCUGAAAGACGUCCUCUGGAUCCAGUAAAAGUAACAUGUCUCAGAGAGUUCAUUAGGAUGCACUGUACUUCCAACCCAGACUGGUGGAUGCCAUCCGAAGAGCAAAUAAACAAGGUGUUCAGCGACGCGGUGGGACAUGCUCGUCAGGGGCGCGCCGUGGGGACUUUCCUGCACAACGGGAACUCGUAUUACGAAGGGACUGACCAUCCAGGGUCACAGGAUGAGGUCUUCAAUAGAGGUAUGCAAGAUGGAUCUGGCGAUUGAUGCCAGUGAGAGGAACCUCACACAACAGUAGCAACCGUUUAAUUUAGGAGAGACUAUUUGUUAAGCAUACUUACCCUGCUGUCAUUUAGGAGUCCAAAGCAUGUUUGAAAGCAUACCGCAUACCUUUCAGCUUCUCCAUCCUACCAUUUCCCACUUAACAGAAAGAAAUCAAAUUUCAAGACCUGCUUUAUGGAAUUUCUCAGUGCCUAUUAUUUUCAAAUCCUUCAUAGCACCCUCAAAGGGAAAUUGCAGCUCAUUUCAUCUAAUUCUA
Molecule: messenger RNA, 1389 nt
Organism: Merops nubicus (carmine bee-eater)
Lineage: Eukaryota; Metazoa; Chordata; Aves; Coraciiformes; Meropidae
Gene: BEND4
Product: BEN domain containing 4
Exons: 4
Molecular function (GO): DNA binding
Source: RefSeq, a predicted model, not a curated record